AUGGCCUCUGCCAAGGAGAAGUCUCCGCGGGCGCCGUGCGAGGCGCCGUCGAAGGGGCAUCAUGUCUGUGAGUGCUACGGGCACACGUCAGAGCUGCCGGAGUACAGGAAACUCGCCGUCCCGCGCACACUGCAAGGGUUUCACGCAAGGGAGGGAGGCGGCUGCUCCUGCAUUCCCAAAACAAAGCCAAAGCAGGCGGGUGCGGUGUACUGCAGCACGAACCCCAUGACACGUGACAGGGUGAUGCCAACAGAAACGUACCGCGCGCACGAUCCCGGCGAGCACAAGGUGCAUCCGGCGGAGGAGGUUCCUGUAGAGAGCUCCGCCGUGCGUGAUCCGGUAACCGGGAGGCGCCUGGUGUUUCCCAACGCCCGUAACUACGGCGGCACGGCGACGCAGCGCAGGUUUCCGGCCACUGGGGAACCCAGGCGAAAGACGCGGGAGGAGCGGGAGUACGAGCAAAUGCAGGACCGCAAAGAGUUUCUCAAGGCUGUGCUCCGCGACGAGAUGCGGGACCACCACAGCGCCGAGGCGCAGCUGGAGGAGUUGGAAAACCAACUUGGCCUGCGCGGCAGUCGUCACGCGCAGUUGCUGAACGCAGCGGCCGCCCGCGAGGCGGAAAACCGCGCGGGCGAUGACGAUGCAAAGACAGUGGGGGAACAGUACGAGGAGGUGAUGGAGGAGCUGCGGUACGUCACGCGGCAGCCUGUGGGGUCGAAGGUGAACCUCAUCCGCAUGUACUACCUCCUCGAGGAGCAGGACAGACUGAAGUACCUGCGAGACCAGGGGAAAAAAGCAGGCGACCCGCUUCACUGCAAUGCGCCUGUACGCUGA
This is a messenger RNA of Trypanosoma rangeli, 834 nucleotides long. RefSeq lists its product as uncharacterized. Lineage: Eukaryota; Euglenozoa; Kinetoplastea; Trypanosomatida; Trypanosomatidae. The coding region runs from base 1 to 834 and encodes 277 amino acids. The transcript has a single exon. The record is from RefSeq and is a predicted model, not a curated record.